AUGGAUGACUUUGAGGGGUUCAAGGCUUCAGUGAAGAAAGUAACUGCAGAUGUGGUGGAAAUAGCAAGAGAACUAGAAUUAGAAGUGGAACGUGAAAAUGUGACUGGAUUGCUGCAAUCUCCUGACAAAACUUUCAUGGAUGAAGAGCUGCUUCUUACAGAUGAGCAAAGAAAAGGUGGCGGAGUGGGUCCCCAGGGCGCAGGGGUGGCGAGGACCCGGGAGGGGCGGAGCUUGGAAAGGGCGCGGUCCUGCCUCCCGCCCCGCCGGCCCGGAGCUCGGGGCACUGCGCCGGUCCCCGCGGGUGCGCUGAGGGGCGCUCUGCUAGCCCAGUGGUUAGCGAUGCUGCUGCUGCCGCCGCUGCUGCUGCUUCUGCUGCUGAAGGCGCCUAGGGGCUGCGGCGAGGGCGCGGCGGCGGUACUCCCCCCGGAGCGGGGCGUCGAGUGGCAAGAUAAAGGCAUUUUUGUUAUCCAAAGUGAGAGUCUGAAGACAUGCAUUCAAGCAGGCAAAUCUGGACUUACCCUGGAGAACUGCAAACAACCAAACAAGAAUAUGCUGUGGAAAUGGGUUUCAAAGCAGCGCCUCUUUAAUAUAGGAGGUAGUGGUUGCCUAGGUUUGAACUUAUCUAACCCAGAGCAGCCAUUGAACAUAUAUGAGUGUGAUUCUACCCACAUCUCCUUGAGGUGGCGCUGCAACAGGAAGAUGAUCAUGGGCCCACUCCAGUACAUGGUCCAGGUGAAGCACAACAACACCAUUGUGGCCUCAUGGAAAUAUCUUCAUAAGUGGAUUUCCUUUACAUCAGGUGGUGGAGGCAUUUGUGAAUAUCUGCAUAAAGAUAUGUAUACAAUUAAAGGGAAUGCCCACGGGAUGCCAUGUAUGUUUCCAUUCCAGUAUAACCGGCGAUGGCAUCAUGAGUGCACUCGGGAAGGUCGGGCCGAUGGUUUGCUGUGGUGUGCCACCACAAGCCACUAUGAACAAGAUGAGAUGUGGGGAUUCUGCCCAGAUCCCACUUCUGCAGAGGUAGGCUGUGAUGCUGUCUGGAAGAAGGACCUCCAUUCACACAUUUGCUACCAAUUCAACCUGUUUUCAUCUCUCUCUUGGAGUGAGGCACAUUCUUCAUGCCAGCUGCAAGGAGGUGCUUUACUAAGUAUUGAGGAUGAGACUGAAGAAAAUUUCAUAAGGAAGCAUUUAAGCGGUGAAGCAGUGGCAGUGUGGAUAGGUCUGAAUCAGCUGGAUGAAGAUGCAGGCUGGCAGUGGUCAGAUGGAACACCGCUCAGUUAUCUGAACUGGAGUCCAGACAUAAACUUUGAGCCAUUUGUUGAAUAUCACUGUGGGACAUUUAACUCAUUCAUGCCAAAUGCCUGGAAGAGUCGGGAUUGUGAGUCUGCCUUGCCUUAUGUAUGUAAAAAAUAUUUAAACCACACUGAUCACGAAGUAGUUGAAAAGGAUGUUUGGAAAUAUUAUGCUACACGCUGUGAGCCUGGCUGGAAUCCCUACCAUCGUAAUUGCUACAAACUACAGAAAAAAGAGAAGACCUGGAAUGAGGCUUUGCAUUCUUGUCAGUCUGAUAAUGGCGCAUUGACAAGCGUAGCUUCGCUAGCAGAGGUGGAGUUUCUUGUAACCCUCCUUGGAAAUGAAAAUGCAUCAGAAACAUGGAUUGGUUUGAGCAGCAGUAAAAUUCCAGUGUCCUUUGAAUGGUCUAAUGGCUCCUCAGUCACCUUUACUAAUUGGCACACACAUGAGCCCCAAAUUUUUCCAAAUAGAAGCCAGCUAUGUGUCUCAGCAGAGCACCCGGAGGGACACUGGAAAGUUAAAAAUUGUGAAGAAACACUUUUUUACAUUUGUAAAAAAGCAGGCCAUGUCCUUUCUGAUACCGAAUCAGGCUGUCAAGAGGGAUGGGAGAGACACAGUGGGUUCUGUUACAAAAUCGACACAGUCCUCCGAAGUUUUGACCAUGCAUCCAGUGGUUACUACUGUCCUCCUGCACUUGUAACCAUUACAAACAGGUUUGAACAGGCUUUUAUUACCAGUUUGAUCAGUAGUGUGGUAAAAACGAAAGACAGUUAUUUUUGGAUAGCUCUUCAAGACCAAAAUGGCACAGGAGAGUACACUUGGAAGGCAGCAGGGCAGAAGUCUGAGCCGGUGCAGUACACACACUGGAACGCACAUCAGCCGCGCUACAGUGGCGGCUGCGUUGUCAUGCGAGGAAGGAGUCCACCUGGUCGCUGGGAAGUGAAGGACUGCAGACAAUUUAAGGCAAUGUCCCUAUGCAAGCAGCCCCUUGAAAUUCGGGGAAAAAAUGAGCAUGAAGAGAGAUGGCCCUUUCACCCUUGCUAUCUGGGCUGGGAGUCGGAACCUGGUCUGGCCAGUUGCUUCAAGGUAUUUCAUAGUGAAAAAGUUCUGAUGAAAAGAACAUGGAGAGAAGCUGAAGCAUUUUGUGAAGAAUUUGGAGCUCAUCUUGCAAGCUUUGCGCACACUGAGGAAGAGAAUUUUGUGAAUGAGCUCUUACAUUCAAAAUUUAAUUGGACAGAAGAAAGGCAGUUCUGGAUUGGUUUUAAUAAAAGAAACCCGCAGAAUGCUGACUCUUGGGAGUGGUCUGAUGGGACUCCUGUCGUCUCUUCAUUUUUAGACAAUACUUAUUUUGGAGAAGAUGUAAGAAAUUGUGCUGUGUAUAAGGCAAACAAAAAGUUGCUGCCCUUGCAGUGUGGUUCCAAACGUGAAUGGAUAUGCAAAAUUCCAAGAGAUGUGAAACCCAAGAUUCCACAGUGGUACCGACAUGAUGAACCCUGGCUCUUUUAUCAGGAUACAGAAUACCUUUUUCAUACCUCUCCCUCGGAAUGGGCCUCCUUUGAGUUUGUCUGCAGUUGGCUGCACAGUGACCCUCUCACAAUUCAUUCUGCACGUGAACAAGAAUUUAUCCACAGCAAAAUAAAAGCGCUAUCAAAGUUUGGUGUAAACUGGUGGAUUGGACUUCGAGAAGAAAGAGCCAGUGAUGAAUUUCGCUGGAGAGAUGGAACACCAUUAAUAUACAAGAACUGGGACAAAGAAAGAGAAAGACCCGUGAAUAAUCAGAGCCAGAGAUGUGGCUUCAUUUCAUCCAUAACAGGACUCUGGGGCAGUGAAGAGUGUUCCGCUUCUAUGCCUAGUAUUUGUAAGCGAAAAAAGUUUUGGGUCAUAGAGAAAGAGAAAGAUACACCAAAACAACAUGGAAUGUGUCCGAAAGGAUGGCUGUAUUUUAACUAUAAGUGCCUUUUGGUGAAAAUCCCCAAAGAUCCAAACCAUCGGAAGAACUGGACAUCUGCUCAAAAUUUCUGUGUUGAAGAAGGGGGGACACUGGUCUCCAUUGAAAGUGAGGUGGAGCAAGCUUUCAUUACUAUGAAUCUUUUUGGCCAAACCACUAAUGUGUGGAUAGGGUUACAAAAUGAUGAUUAUGCAAAAUGGCUAAAUGGAAAGUCUGUAGUGUAUUCUAACUGGUCUCCAUUUGAUAUAAUAAAUAUUCCACGUCAUAAUACCACAGAAGUUCAAAAACACAUUCCUCUCUGUGCCUUGCUGUCAAGUAAUCCUAAUUUUCAUUUCACUGGAAAAUGGUAUUUUGAGGACUGUGGAAAAAAAGGUUAUGGGUUUGUUUGUGAAAAAAUGCAGGAUACUUCUGGACAUGAUGUAAAUACAUCUGAUAUGUAUCCAAUCCCCGAUACUUUAGAAUAUGGAAACAGGACUUACAAAGUAAUUAAUGCAAAUAUGACUUGGUAUACAGCAAUGAAAACCUGCCUGAUGCAUGGAGCAGAACUGGUUAGCAUUACAGACCAGUAUCACCAGUCCUUCCUGACAGUUAUCCUCAACCGGCUAGGACAUGCCCACUGGAUUGGACUGUUCACUGAAGAUAAUGGUCUUAAUUUUGACUGGUUUGAUGGCACCAAAUCCUCUUUCACUUAUUGGAAAGACGAGGAGUCAGCCUUCCUGGGUGACUGUGUUUUUGCCGACACCAGCGGACGCUGGAGCAGCACAGCCUGCGAGUCAUUUCUCCAAGGAGCCAUUUGUCAUGUGCCCACUGAGACAAGACCAUUUGAACACCAAGAGUUGUGCUCGGAGACAUCUAUUCCCUGGAUAAAAUUUAAAAGUAAUUGCUACAGUUUUUCUACAGUCCUAGACAGUAUGAGUUUUGAGGCUGCUCAUGAAUUUUGCAAAAAGGAAGGAUCUAACCUUUUAACAAUCAAAGAUGAGGCUGAAAAUACAUUUCUCCUAGAAGAGCUUGUAGAGUUUGGUUCUUCUGUCCAGAUGGUUUGGUUGAACGCUCAAUUUGAUACUAACAAUGACACCAUAAAGUGGUUUGAUGGAACUCCCACAGACCAGUCAAACUGGGGUGUUCGAGAACCAGAGAUGGAUCUCUUCAAACCCCAUCUGUGUGUUGCCCUGAGGAUCCCGGAGGGACUGUGGCAAUUAUCCCCAUGUCAAGAAAAAAAAGGCUUCAUAUGUAAAAUGGAGGCAGAUAUUCAUCCUCUACCAGAGCACCUAGGAGAAGGACCAAAUCACAGCGUUGUACCUCUUGCUGUAACGGUGACACUCACAGUAAUUCUGGCCGUUUCCGCACUUUCCUUCUGCAUGUACAAGCUGAAUGGUGGUUUCUUCAGGAGACUUGCAGGAUUUAGAAAUCCUUACUACCCUACAAGCAACUUCAGUACAGUGCAUUCAGAUGAGGAUAUCCUCAUUUCUGAUCUUGAGAAGAGUGAUCACUAAUAUUGAAAUCAGAGAAUGCUAAAGCCGAGAAGACAGUAAAGAAGAUCGUGAGGGGAAUCUUUUCCACAUUUCUCUGUGCAGACCAAAUACCAUUAUAAUAGGAAUUGUGUCACUAUUGUGAUGAUUAUUUAAGUGAUUAUUGAUUUUGAAUUCUGACAAAAUUAGGUGGGUUUUGAUUUAUUCAUUUCCCCAAACUGUAGCCCAUUCUUAAAGAGGAAACUCCACAAUGGUUGUUAUUCAGAAAGACAAGAACUAAAAAAGAAACCCCCUUUUUCAAAACUCUCAAACCAAUGUGAAUAAUAGUUUCUUCUGAAAUUUGCUUGGGAAAUUUCUAAACUAAUCUUGUACCUAUUCAGACAUUUACUUACACCCAUACCACUGAGAGAGAGAAGAAAAACAAAACAAAUUUUAAGCACCUACACGUAUUUAUGAAAGGAGAAGGAACAGCCAACUGUGAGGUGUCCUGUGUGUUGUGACUUCAAUCUUUUAAUACAUUCAUCAUUAAUAGCAGGGUUUGGAAAAUACUGAUUUCGAAGUUUAAAACUCAUAGGCUCUGGGCUCUAAAUUAAUAUUUAGGAUGACAUUUGCUUUUAUUAGGUCUGACUUCUCAAGCUAAAGGAGAAAAAAAAUUACCUCUCUUUAAAUAGUAAAGAACUUGGUUAGCAGAACACUUUCAUAAGCAACCUUUUGAGCUAAUUAAAAUGUGGCCUAAAACCUUCACGUUGCCUUUCUCUCAUUAAUUUUUUAAAAUGAGGUGGAUUUCUUUAAAAUCUAAAAUAAUUUAUACA
Messenger RNA from Loxodonta africana (African savanna elephant), 5519 nucleotides. RefSeq names its product phospholipase A2 receptor 1 (gene PLA2R1). Gene Ontology annotation, molecular function: signaling receptor activity. Lineage: Eukaryota; Metazoa; Chordata; Mammalia; Proboscidea; Elephantidae. The transcript is spliced from 31 exons. Gene Ontology annotation, cellular component: signaling receptor complex; plasma membrane. The record is from RefSeq and is a predicted model, not a curated record. The coding region runs from base 1 to 4731 and encodes 1576 amino acids.